GGAGUGGUUCUUGGCACCGCUCCGCCAUAGGAAAGGUAGAGCGAGUGACGUUCUGUGCUCGUAUCUUUUGAGGCUGUGGUACGGAGAUGAUGGUAGAGGAUAAUCAAGAUGAGGCGAAGGAGAAUAGGAGAUGAUGAGGGGAGGAUGGUAUAAAGGGAGAGCUCCAGACGGUGGUUCAAAACAUUAUCCACUUAUUCCAUCGCUUCAACCACUACCUUCAUCAGCUUCCACCGAUCCAACAAAACGUCGAACACACUCGUUAACUCCCCUUGAGAUCCCCACAACCGCAAACAUGCUCUCCAAGAACAUCCUCCUCAGCCUAGCUAUCCUCGCCACCUCCACCUUCGCUGCCCCAACAGCCCGCACCGACAGCUACUACUGGACUGUCGAACGCUUCACCAGCACCUGCACGGCCGCGACCUGUCGAUACGACUUCAACGUCACCGGCGCCGUUGGUCCUCUCAACCAACCUUCCUUCGACGCUUACGGCUGCGAUGGUGAGAGCGUCCCAGGCGUUUUCGAGCCUUGUGCUACCCUUGGAAUCGAUGUUCUCGGAAGCGUGAAGAUCAAGGAGUUGAACUUGGGAGACAAGGCAAACGUGUUUGUAGAGUUUUCUUUCGAGCAGUGGGUGACAUGAAUGGAACUUGAGAAUCUGGAAUGCUGACGAAUUGAUACCUUUGUAGGGAAGGAAAGACGUACACCUACACUAGUAACCAGACCGUCGGACAUACGAAUGGUGGCGGACCUGAGAGAUUCACCAUUAUUCCCAACACCGUUUCUGUAUUUGGCUAGAUGGAUAGGGGAGUCAGAAUUGUUGAGAUGUGAGAGGCGAGGAAGAACGGGAGAAGGUGGAUGCUUGAGAGCGUUGAGGAAGCCUGUAAAUUACUCUGUACACUCCCUUUCGCAUAUACAUCGAUAUUGGAAUUCCCGGUUAGAGGGAAACGAGGAGGGUACCAUCAAGCAUGUUUUGUGA
Mytilinidion resinicola is the source of this 973-nucleotide messenger RNA. RefSeq lists its product as uncharacterized. The annotation marks the transcript as partial. The record is from RefSeq and is a predicted model, not a curated record. NCBI's taxonomy places the organism in Eukaryota, Fungi, Ascomycota, Dothideomycetes, Mytilinidiales, Mytilinidiaceae. The transcript has a single exon.